CCUAAAUAUACGCUAUAAAGAUAAGGAGAGGAUGACGACAGCAUGAAAACACCAUUCCUUUUAUCUAAAUGAAAGUGCCAGACAGAGGUUCAAUUAAACAGGAUGUAGUGUCUAUCCAGGACAGCAUUCUGCUCAUAUCAUAAUCUUCUGUCUGAACAUAGAUUCAGACUUCACACAUUUAGACUCAUGGGAUUCUCUGUGAUAAUCCGUUAUUAGCCUUUAAUACAUUGCUGAUUCCAUGAUCACUAGCUCCCUCUGAGCUUUGGGUACUGUUCAAUACAGCACAGAUUGACCAGGAAAGCGCUCCGAGAGCACAGACCUCCGCCAACAGAAAACAUAACCGCCUCCUGGAUCCAGACUGUGAUACGAAUCACUCCCAAAAUGUAAUAGAUUCUUCCUUGGGUCAUUUCAGACCUUUCCUGAAAAUUUUAUCAAAAUCCAUCCAUAACAUUUUGAGUUAUCUUGCGAACAGACAAACGAACAAACAGACAGACAGACCAAAAAACCAGCAAACAAACCCUGAUGAAAACAUAACCUCCUUGGCGGAGGUAAUAACCAUACAUGUGGCGGCCCUCUGCCUCCUCUGGGUCCUUCAGAAUGGAGCCUUCAUCAUUUUUUCAGCACCCAAAAAAUUAUAUGCUGUCUGCCAGAACACAGACAUAGUGUUGUGUGUUCGUCACCUGUGAAUGACCCUCUAACGCUGACCGGGCCCCUUGAUCGGGUCAUGCCCACCAGUGCCGGUCAUUCUGAGAAUGUCAGUGAGAAAGUGUGAGCUCAUAGAGCUGAGGGACCUCACGUUGGUUGAUGGCAUCGAGUUGGCCCCCCCUCCCCCUGCUCCAACGGCCCCUCGGACGCCAAGGCAGGGUCGGGCGGCAGAGCGUCCGAUUUUGGGUGCGGUGGUGCGGCUCGUGGGGGACACUGUGAGGGUGGAGGAGCCAGCCAGCCUCAGUGGACAGCCAGGAGAGGGUCAUGACUUCCAGCCUUGCAGUCAAGCGCACCUGUCCUGGUGCGACGUGUGUGGAGAGUUCAUCUGGGGCCUCUACAAACAGAGUUUACGCUGCGUCAAUUGCAAGUACACUUGUCAUCACCGUUGCCUGCCCUUCAUACAGCUGGACUGCUGUCAUAGCAGUGCCUUCUUUGACCAAUCUGACAUCUUUGAGGAGACCAUAGAAACAGACACAAAUGUGGAUGAGCAGAUUGACUGGGGGAAACAGGAGCUGACUGCCAGUGAAAUUCAGAAGAAGGUGAAGGAGUACAAUGCUCAAAUCAACGGCAACCUCUUCAUGGUCCUUAAUCGAGAUGGCUCGUACACAGGAUUCAUUAAGGUCCAGUUUAAGCUGUCCAGGCCUGUGUCUUUGCCGCCACCCCGCCGCAGCUGCUCCAGCCAGGAUGGCUCUUGGCAGGACAGCACAGGAACACAGCGGCGAACGUCCUUCUAUCUGCCCAAGGAUGCAGCCAAGCACCUCCACAUCAGCUCCCACACACGUGCCCGUGAGGUUAUUGAAGCUCUGCUGAACAAGUUCACAGUGGUGGAUAAUCCCGCUAAAUUCGCCCUGUUUGAGCGCAUAGAACGACAGAACCAAGUCUACUUACGUAAACUACCUGACGACGAAUGCCCUCUUCAGUUACGUUUGUGUGCGGGGCCCAGUGAGAAAUCCCUGAGUCUGGUGCUCAGAGAAAAUGAGACUGGAGAGGUCAACUGGGAUGCCUUCACCAUGCCCGAGCUUCACAACUUCCUGAGGAUCCUGCAGCGAGAGGAGGAGGCGCACAUACGUCAGAUCGUCCGGCGGCACACCUUGGCCCGUGAGAGAAUGAAGGAGGCGCUGACCAAAAUCACAGCACCAGGAUGAGGAUGGUGCCAGUGUAUACCCCAGCAUGCUGUACAUGGAAGGCAUCCAGUGGUGUUGGCUGUGUGAAGCGGUCUGCCCCAAAAGACUGAGACUAUAUCUGAGUAUAAAAACACAGACUAGAAUAGUAGCAGAAGAGUGCAGAACACGAGAACAAAAGAGAAGACCAUAUGAACUAAGUAGGUGCAUAAUGCAAAGCCCUGUUGAUGGUGGCUGAUUGUAUCAGAGAAGCUGUUGGAGUGCUGCUGGCUACUGGAGGGACUAUAUGCUGUUUGUUUUUUGUAAAUAGUGAAUGUUAACGAAACAAUUCACCGUCUUAGCACUGUGCUGGAAACUCCAGACAGAGAAGUUUCACUUGGAAAAUGUGAAAAGUUGGAAGUUGCACUGUGAACAAGAUUAAAUUGUUUAGAUUACAGACUAUUUAAAUACAUUUUGUUUAGGUUUAUUUAAUUUCCCUAUUAAUGUGAUAGCUAUGAUAUUGCCUCUAGUAUGAUAAGCUAUUAUUUUGGCCUAAGGAUAAUAAAACAAUAGUUUUAAUUCAGUGGUUCUUAAACUGGGGGUCGCUAGAAAUGUGUUAGGGGUCACGAAAUGAUUUGCAUUUGGUUUUUACACCAACAUGUUUAAAAACUGGGAUAUUCAGGAGCCCUAGAUAGGCUUCCAAUACACAGUGUUUGCAUAAUGUUCUUUUGAAAGUGGAUGUUCUGUUUAUACAAACUCAAGCUUACCAGCGACAGAAUACCAUGCAGCCUUUUUUCACCACAGGAGCACCAGAUGUACAUUGGAUGAGCACUCAUCCUUUGGAAAACAAUGAAUCAGAUUGUCAAAGCCAGUGACAUGAAUGCCUUUGGUGUUGACAGAGCGACCUACGAGACAAGACCAUUUCUGCCUCCAUAACAUUUUCCAAACAAAUGCACAUUUCGCCACUCGAGUGGGGUCAUGAGACUUGGUCAAUGUUUUUUGGGGGUCACCAGACAAGAAGUUUAAGAGCCACUGGUUUAAUUUAUCAAUUUACAAAUGGAUAUUUAAAGUAAUAUAUAAUUGAUUCGGUUUUUUUGUGUGUUCAAACAAAGCAUUUUUAA
Molecule: messenger RNA, 2926 nt
Organism: Sardina pilchardus (European sardine)
Lineage: Eukaryota; Metazoa; Chordata; Actinopteri; Clupeiformes; Clupeidae
Gene: rassf1
Product: Ras association domain family member 1
Exons: 7
Coding region: 753-1850 (365 amino acids)
Biological process (GO): Ras protein signal transduction
Cellular component (GO): nucleus; microtubule cytoskeleton
Source: RefSeq, a predicted model, not a curated record